AUGCCAAUGGAAUUUUCCCUCCCCAGGAUGGAAAGUAAGAACCUCCUCCUAAGCCUGCUGCUGUGCUGCAGCCUGCUCCGAGCUGCCCACUCGCACAUGGUGAUCGAGGAGAAGACAGAGUGCAACCCUGCAAAGGGCAGCAGAGUGAAUCUCUCAGACCUCCCACCCAUCUCCAUCGUAGAUUUAACUAAAAGAUCCCAGAAGGUCAGCAGGAAAGAGGCAGAGAACAGGAAGUCUUCCAAGAGAAAUGCUCAGCUGAGGACACCUCCAAAGCCAAGGCCCACCCCAGCUGCUGACUGUGUGCCAAACUUCAAAACCUGCAAACCACACUUGAAUUCCUGCUGUAACUACUGUGCUCUGUGCAAGUGCCGCAUUUUCCAGACCAUCUGUCAGUGCCUGAUGUUAAACCCGAAGUGCUAA
Molecule: messenger RNA, 420 nt
Organism: Pogoniulus pusillus (Red-fronted tinkerbird)
Lineage: Eukaryota; Metazoa; Chordata; Aves; Piciformes; Lybiidae
Gene: ASIP
Product: agouti signaling protein
Exons: 3
Coding region: 1-420 (139 amino acids)
Biological process (GO): melanosome organization; hormone-mediated signaling pathway; positive regulation of melanin biosynthetic process
Cellular component (GO): extracellular region
Molecular function (GO): melanocortin receptor binding; neuropeptide hormone activity
Source: RefSeq, a predicted model, not a curated record